This is a messenger RNA of Owenia fusiformis, 1376 nucleotides long. NCBI's taxonomy places the organism in Eukaryota, Metazoa, Annelida, Polychaeta, Sabellida, Oweniidae. The record is from the annotation of a GenBank genome assembly.
GGGGAACGCAAUGAUAAUUGACAUGUGGCAAGAAGAUACAUCUCCACCUUUACACGCAAUGCAUUUUGGCGUGGGAUUCGGUUCUUUAUUCGCCCCGAUGAUUGCACGACCUUUCCUUGGUACUAGACCCGAAGACAAAGAGGCUUACAACUCAACCAACUUCGACAACACCACCCAAAUCAAUGCCCUAACCGCUACAAGUUGGAUGAAUGUACUUACUGAUGUACAAAACGUUACUGCAAUACCAACUGAUACUAGAGUCAACAAUUCUAACAUUGAAGUGCCAUACAUUGUGAUAGGCUGUUAUGGGAUAUUCAUUGGGUUUAUUUUUCUGGCGUAUCAAUACUUAAUACCAAAACCAAAACUUCAAAAAGCUUCACACGCUGUGAAGAAAUCUUGGCGGGAAGUGAUUUCUCCGAAACAGUGCACCCAAGGACAAACAGCAUUCGGACUCAUCAUGCUAUUUCUGGGAUUCCUUUUUUAUUCGGGUGUAGAAGCUCAACUGGCUGUUUUAGGAUCUUAUAUGUCAGCAAUAGCAUAUGAAGAUUUGAAUUUCACCAAGCAAAAAGCUGCUCUACUUGCCGCUACUGCAAGCGCUUCGUCCAUAGGGUUCCGCUUUAUUACGAUGAUCAUCAGCAAAUGGUGCCCAAUGUGGAUACUGAUUUAUUUUGAACUGCUUACAGCUUUUGCUAUGUCAGUUUGCUUGGUGACUGUUGGUCUUAGUGACCCAGUUCUUUAUUGGGUGUUUACAUGUGUCUUACUGGCUGUUACAUCACCUCUUUGGCCUGGUAUGAUGGCAUGGGCAGAACCUUAUAUGGAAGUUACCGGAAGUGUAGUUGCAUUGUGGGGAAUGGGGGCGGGCAUAACCGGCUUUGGACUGGACAUUAUUUCUGGUUGGGUAUUCCAAAAUCUUGGUUCGCAGGCCUCUAUGGUGCAGACUUGUAUUUGCUCAUCAUUCAUGAUAGCACUCAUAAUUGUCAUCAAGCUGGUCAUGUUGAAAUAUGGAGAAAAAGAUAGGGACGCUACAAAACAAAAAAAUAACCACGCUUGAUAUAACAAUAGAGGUUUCCAUUUGCACUUUGCAAAGUCUGGGUACAAAUCUCAAUCAAUCAGGAGUGCAAAGCCUGGCCACGAAUCCAUCAUUGAAAUAUAUGUCACAUAUCGCGAGUCUCACAAAAAGUGAGCCGUGUUUUGACAAGUGUUUUCUCUGCAAUGGAUGAAGCAUGUUCAUUAAAAAUUUGCAAAAAUUGGCCUAAGAGUCUAAUGAUACUCGUUGUUGAUAAACUAAAGUUAAUCAAAAUAAACUAUAAAUGUGUCAAAUAGUUAAGUUCUGCUGACAUCGAUUAUUGAAUUCCCGGGAAUCUCGAAUCUUCAGC